This is a messenger RNA of Eupeodes corollae, 1751 nucleotides long. RefSeq lists its product as uncharacterized. Lineage: Eukaryota; Metazoa; Arthropoda; Insecta; Diptera; Syrphidae. The record is from RefSeq and is a predicted model, not a curated record. The transcript has a single exon. Bases 111 to 1607 code for a protein of 498 amino acids.
CUUGACACAUGACAGCGACGUCUUGGCAAAAACAAAUCGCAGAAAAACUUUUUUUUUCAAGUGCAACCAUCAAUCAUUAAAAUUAAUUCACACAACUACGCCUUUUUAAAAUGGGGAACUCGAAUUCUCGUUCUACGGACUCGAAGUCCAGCACACAUCAUACAGAGGGUCAGAACACAAAUAAUGGUCAUCAUCUAACAGCUACAACAAGCACCAACAGUAAAACAACAAUGUCCCGAUCAGCUUCGGGAGCGGAAAUAAGCGAAAAAUAUCUCACCCAAUUUGUGCCUGUGGAGAAGUUGGCACAGAAACUGCAAGAAAAAUCAUUAAAAUACAAUGUCAAUGGAAUUGUGGGUGAUGUUUUUGUGAGUCAAGUAUUUCCGCGUUAUAUCGAUUUGGGGCAGCGCCUGUUCAAACACUUGCAUCACAAUUCACGAGCACAAACCGAGUACCUUGGAACAGUGGCGUUUCGUCAACAGUGUGAACGUUUUCUUGGCAUAAUUGACGAUGUUAAAAUCCUGGAGUGUUACAUUAGAAUGUACGCCGAGGCUGAUAGACCUGAUUUUAUCAAUAAACAGGGUGUUACUAGACUACUAUUGACUUGCUACACAAUUGCAAUGGACCAUUCGGGGAACGCUGUUCUCUGCCCUGCUAUAAAUCGAACUUUUGACUCUGUGCUUAAGUCAAUCUUCUUCAACCAGUCGGACAGCCUAAGCAUAGGUUUUGUUUGUCGAUGGUUCGAGGACAAUUUGAUUCGAUCGGUGCUGCUGGUGCACAAGUACUGUCUCCAUACGCUAUCCACAGCGUACCGCGGACUUGAACAGACCGAUCAAUCAUCGGGCAUAGAAUUGUCCACACCAGUAUUAGAACAACGAACUCCAUUCCCCGAGCAAUCCGACUCAGAACUAAACACACUGAUGCCUCUGUCUCAGGCCUGGCUACUUGCCGGAGCCCUACCACCGCUGUAUUCAAAGCCACAGUCCGUGGUCUCACAAAGUGCCAAUAAAUCAGCUUCGGCUGCACAGAUCUUCAAAGACAAACUGUCGAUGCUGCCCUCGCAUUGGACCCUACUUUAUGACUCCAAUGAACACGGACUUGGCUCGAAUCGUUUCUUACAUCAUCUGUUAGGCUACCGUGGGCCUACUCUCAUCUUGCUGAACACAAAGGACGACCAGACCUAUUGCAUCGGCUCUCCCAACGAAUGGAAGGAAACACACUUGUACACAGGUGCAGAGGGCAGUGUUGUGAUACAGCUGCUCCCCAAGUUCGCAAUUUUGGAAAAGAAACCAAACAUACUGUACUUAAACACCUGCGUUCGUGGUUACCCCAAGGGUUUGCGAGCCGGGGCAGACCCAAAGAAGCCUAUUCUAGCUGUGGACGAGCACUUCGAAAGCAUCGAUUGCAAAGGAAUUGCCGCCGUCCUGACUUCCAUCGAAAUCUGGGGAUGUGGUGAUAAGAGUUCCCGCGAAGUUCAGCUCGAUAUCAAGAAAUGGCAAAUCAAAGAAGCCGAACGCCAGCGCACCGUCAAACUAACAGCUGCAGACUGGAUGGAUCAUCCGGAUAGAUAUCUUCUGGAACUUGGCGGAAGACAAAACUACAAUAACUGAUAAUCAAUUUUGCUCCUUAACUUGAUAUUGCUUAUCCUCUUCGUGGCAGGAGGGGAUCGAGAUGACGACGAUUAGAGUAGAUGCGAUAUGUAGAUGCUUGUGAGAUGAGAGAAACACGUCGGUUAUGUCCUUGUCAGCUUUUGC